Messenger RNA from Arthroderma uncinatum, 1692 nucleotides. RefSeq lists its product as uncharacterized. Bases 1 to 1692 code for a protein of 563 amino acids. NCBI's taxonomy places the organism in Eukaryota, Fungi, Ascomycota, Eurotiomycetes, Onygenales, Arthrodermataceae. The transcript has 3 exons. Gene Ontology annotation, biological process: protein N-linked glycosylation. Gene Ontology annotation, cellular component: Golgi membrane. Gene Ontology annotation, molecular function: glycosyltransferase activity. The record is from RefSeq and is a predicted model, not a curated record.
AUGCCUGAAUCGUUCAACCUGGCUGCGUCUUCCUCCUCCGAAAAUACAGCCAGCAGUACGCAUCACCGGCGACGAUCGUCCUCGCACAUAAGGCCGUUGAGCCUCAAUCACUCUUCCGCCAGCAAGGCGAACGGCAGCGGCAGCAGCGGGAACAGCCAUUUCGCUGUCAGCUCGGCUCGAACGGACUCCCUUGGCCAUCUGUCCGCCUCCCUAUCUCCCAUUCCCGGUACUCCCUCGGCGACGGGCCAUUCGCCCAUGUCGCUAUCUAGAUCUCCUUCACCGAGGCCAGGCGGAGGUUGGUCCAGCCCAGGCCUGACCACUGUCACUGCAGGGAGCAGUGGCAGCUCCAGUCCCCGACGAGGUUACGGCGAUCUCACCCCCAAUGGCCAGACAUACCAUGCAAACGGAGGACUAGAUAAUGCCGAAAACAAUGCCUCCUGGAUGGCUGCCAAAGCAAAGAGUGACCGGGUCAAGGGAUACCCUUCCUUUUCCACCAGGAACAACGGCUUCUUCUCCAGACAGAGAAGGAAAAUUUCUGCCAGCCUGCCUCGAUUCAGACUCAACUCCAUGCUAGACUACGGCGAGAAGGAGAAGCUGGGCAGAGGACGAUGGUCUGGUCCCAACGGCGGCCCUUUAUUAUUCAGGGUGAAAUCCCUGCUCGGCAAUCUUCUACGCCGCACGAGAAUACGUCUACUUCUAUUAUCGAUUUUGUUGUUUGUUAUUUGGCUUUGCUUUUCAUCUUCUAUCUAUGAAUCAUAUCGACGGACCUCCAUCGGCGGAGGAAAGAAAAUAGUGCUAAUCGUUGCGUCUAAUGUUGGUGGCGGUGUCAUGGAGUGGAAGGGAGCGAGAGAGUGGGCUAUCGAACGAGACAGUCUUCGCAACAAGAAGAAAUACGUGAAAAGAUGGGGUUACGACUUGGAGGUGGUCAACAUGGUCACCAAGAAACGAUACGCCCACGAGUGGAGAGAAGGAUGGGAGAAGGUCGAUGUCAUCCGUGGGGCGCUACGGAAAUAUCCCAAAGCUGAAUGGUUCUGGUGGUUGGACUUAAACACCUUUAUCAUGGAACCCUCCUACUCCGUCGAACAGCACAUCCUAGACAAUCUCGAUAAGAAGACCUAUCGUGAUAUCAACAAAUACAACCCUCUAAACAUCACCCACCCGCCCUCCAUACCUUACCUUGACCCCAUUUCCCUCUCUGCCGUAGGCGACAACAAGGCGUCGUCUAUAAAUAUGAUCGUUCCCCAGGAUUGUGCUGGAUUCAAUCUCGGUUCUUUCAUGAUCCGCCGCAGCACUUGGACCGACCGACUCCUAGACAUCUGGUGGGACCCGGUCCUCUACGAACAGAAACACAUGGAAUGGGAGCACAAGGAACAAGACAGCCUCGAGCACCUCUAUAUCAACCAGCCUUGGGUUCGGCCGCACGUCGCAUUCAUCCCGCAGAGGAGGAUGAAUUCUUUCCCACCCGGCGCCUGUGGAGACGGAACUGAUCCCGGUAUCCACUACCAGAGGAAAGACCGCGACUUCCUGGUCAACAUGGCAGGUUGCGAAUGGGGACGAGACUGUUGGUCCGAAAUUUAUAAUUACCGAGAACUAAGCAACUACCUGAACCGAACCCUCUGGGAGAAAUUCAAGGACGCCCUUAGUGACCAGUGGAACAAGAUGAUGGGCAAAGAGGUUAAGAAGCAUCCAUGA